AUGCGCCAAAAAAAUGUUCCAGAAGGGGACCACCCCAACGCCAUUUCCACAACGUCAUCGUCGUCGACGCACAACGAGCGCAAUUCGCGCCAACCGCCAUGGGUCCGCUCGAGCUCGCAGCCGGCGGCGACGGCGACGGCGUCGGCCAACAACGGAACGCGUCGAAGCAGUUUCAUGGAGGUCAGCGACGGCAACUGGACCUAUUGUUACGAUUCAUCGAAUAACGGACCGCAAAUCACCGGCUUCGGCAACGUGCCAAUCGUGAGCUACGAGGACAUCGCCAAAAUGCCGGAUCGCCGAUUGCGCGUCGCCAGCAUCACGUGGAACAUCAAUGAGAAGCCCGUCAAAAUUCUCGAGCAUCUCGCCAACAAAUUGCGCGACGCCUACGAUGAAAUCGACGGCGACAUCGUCGCAAUUUCGCUUCAGGAGAUCCCGUCGACGGCAACAAUGUUCCACGAGGACGCGUUGAAGAUUCUCGAGCCCGUGUUCACCUCGCACAGUUUGUACAUAUCGCAUAGAGCGUGGGCUCAAAUGAGCAUCGUUUUCAUCAGAAAACAACAUCUCCGUUACGCUAUUCAGCCUCAAGUCACGUUUAUCCCAUCCGGCGCGAUGGCGAAGCCGGUUCGAACCAAAGGCGCCAUCGCCGUCUGCCUUCGAAUCUAUCAACGAUGGCUAGUGCUGAUCGGAUGCCAUCUCUCGCACGCGACAUCGCAACAACGUGUGCAAGACUACACGAAAAUCAUCAAGACGCUCCGAUUCGCCGCGUUGAAGAAGUUCCACGCGCACGGCAACGACGACAUCUUCUCAUCGGACGCCGUGUUGUGGAGUGGCGAUCUCAAUUUUCGCGUGACCGUCGAGAACACCGUCGAUUGGCAUCACGCCGACGCCGUCGACGCCGCCGUCAUCGAGCGAAUCAUCGAGGAGGAGGAGUUGGCGACGUUGCGCAGCAAAGGCGUCGCGUUCGCCGAGUUCGCCGAGCCGCCGAUUCGAUUCGCGCCGACGCACAAAUUCGAGCCCGACACCGACGCCUACGUCAAGAAGCGCAUCCCGUCGUUCACCGAUCGUGUGCUAUUCUGGGCGCGCAAUUCCGAAUGGCUUCAAUCAAUCAAAUAUGACUCGAUUCGGGGACCAUGCCCGUCGGACCACAAGCCCGUGUUCGCCACUUUUUGGUUAGUGUGA
This is a messenger RNA of Caenorhabditis bovis, 1179 nucleotides long. Lineage: Eukaryota; Metazoa; Nematoda; Chromadorea; Rhabditida; Rhabditidae. The record is from the annotation of a GenBank genome assembly.